Molecule: messenger RNA, 795 nt
Organism: Drosophila subpulchrella
Lineage: Eukaryota; Metazoa; Arthropoda; Insecta; Diptera; Drosophilidae
Exons: 1
Coding region: 153-779 (208 amino acids)
Source: RefSeq, a predicted model, not a curated record
AAAUAAAAGUGACUAAUACUAAGCUUUUGGUUUUCGUUCUAUGUGAAAUUAUUUCUAUAUUAAUUCAACAACGUAAAUAUAGGUCCAGUUUAAUUUCAGUAUCGCGUUAGACCUCUAGAAAGACAAACUUCAUAAGAAACAUUAAAAAAGCCAUGGAAGAUCAAGCUAAUAAUAACACCAGCAGUAAUCCAAAACUAUCCGAAACUCCAGUGCUUAAUAUUUCAGGAAAGGUGGAGCCAAGUCAAAAAUCUCCCCGUGCUAUGGGCAAAAAGAAAGCGGAUCCUGCACCUCCUGUAGUUCUCGAUAUUCCAAAAAUCAACCCUACCACCUUUCCAGUGAUAAUGGGAAGAAUCCUGUUAAAAAGUAAUGACCUACCUGCACCUGUUUCAAAAAUGAAUACGUCGGACUUUAGGCAAUAUCUUUGCCUGUUGUGCAUGGAGAAACCAUCUAAAAGAAAGUUAGUCAGUCAUAUGUUCAUCUCCAACGAAAAGGAGUUGGAUAGUGACUUCUUAAAAGUGCGAAAAAUUUAUGAAAAUAGAAAAGACAUCAAGAUUUUGGAGCAAGUAACAGUGUACACCCUCUGUGCAAGAUCAUUGUUUCACCGAGUCCAAAAGAAAUUAACCGAUGUUGAGUGGAACAAGCAACAAAAUAUUUUCGAAACUGACAGAGUUGGAGAACGGGAUGUUUGGAAUAUUACAAGUAGAUUGUAUGAUCUGGAAAACCAAGAAACAGAAAAACUUUUUAAUUAUGCAAAGUUCCUGAGCGCUACGAAUAGCUGAAUACUAAACUAUACUU